This is a messenger RNA of Pimephales promelas (fathead minnow), 2164 nucleotides long. Lineage: Eukaryota; Metazoa; Chordata; Actinopteri; Cypriniformes; Leuciscidae. The record is from RefSeq and is a predicted model, not a curated record.
GAGGUUGUGGAAAUUAGAUAUUAUUUUCUAUUCGGUGUUUUCCUUGUUUGCACAUUUAAUGAGAACACAUAUUUAAACCAAUAGUUACAUACAACACUAAUUAAUGGUUGUCGUGUUGCAUAACUCACCCCAAUGAUUGACGGAACAGACAUGACAGCCUCGGCUUGUAAUAAAUGGAAGGGGUUGUUCAGUCUUGGAGAGGAGUUUGAAGAUGAGGAUUUGCUUGAACCUGAUUGGACAUGUCCAUCAGAGUGCACAUCUUCUACCGCUCCCUCUGUAAAUCCACCAUCUGAGUCCUCGCAUGUGUUGACUGAAAAAUCCACUCAUGUUCAGCAGAGACCUGUUAGCUUGUCAUCAGACCCUGGGGAAAAUACGUCAGGAUCUGGUUGUGUGGCGACUCUUCGAACUCCAACAUGUGGCACUAUCAAUUCCCCACCAGAUUUCUCCGUACCUUGCCAUCAGACACUUUUAUCCCUCAGAGCCCCUGCGUCAUCCCUGAAACCCUCCUCUAACCAAGUAAACCAUCCACCGCCAGCAUCUCUCAGUGUCCCACAGAGAGACCCCACUCCUCAGGAUGACUUUGAUGACUGGGAUGUGGAUCUGGAGGAGCUGGAUAGCAUUCCUCAAGUGGUUUCUGAGCCACAAAAUAUUUCUUCACCUCUGGAUAACAUUUCACCCAUUAAACGAAUGAGACAUUCAGCACCAGAAGUGUCCUCCCAUGGUAGGUUCAGUGGUACCUGCUCAGUGUCCGUUGCACGGCCCUCAAUCAACAGCUCAUUCGCUUCCAAUGUUGAAGCCCCCAGGUGUCCGUCUACCCCUAUGCAGAAUCCAAAUCACAUGCGUAUCCCCACUACAUUAGUCUCACGAGUUCCCAGACCUGUCACUACAAGGCCUCCAGUGGUGUCUCCUCGCUGCCACAUGGGUACUUCAUCACCGAGGACCCCGCUGCAGCCCAGAGGAUCUCUUUUCCACUCUGCAUCAUCUGCUAUUGAUUCCUCUUCCACAUUAACACCUCGUCCUCUCAACACACCCGUCCUGACCAAUCACUUGGUCCAGCUGGUGUCUGCAGCCAAUAAGACACCUCAGAGACCACAGAGUUGUAUGAUGAUAACCAAAGCACGUCGUUUUCCUGGCCCAGCAGGAGCAUUACCACAGCAGGUCAGCCAAGCCGUCAGUGGGGGGAGUCUUGAUGAUAUUGUUGUGUCAGUUCCUCAUACACCUGCACAUGGAGCGGUUGCUCGCCUUAGAAAUGAGGUCUCCAGCUCUCAAGUGAGCGAGGAAGAGGAGUUCAGCAGGGGUCCGUGGGCAGUGAUGAAGUCUGAGAUGGGAUUGGACGAGAAGAACCCUUCUUGCUUUCUGCAUUUGUACAGUGUUGUCAUGGUUCUCCGUAAGGCUGCUCUCAGGCAGCUAACUAAGAAUAAGGUUCCUAACAUGGCUGUUGUCUUGAAGAGUAUCACACACACGCAUGUAGACGCGAAGGCCAUCUUCAGAGAUCCAACGGGUGAGAUGCAGGGCACAGUUCAUCGUCGCCUGGUGGAAGACAGACUGGGAGAGCUCAAGACAGGAGCUGUGUUAUUACUGAAACAAGUGGGUGUGUUUUCACCAUCACACCGAAAUCACUACCUGAAUGUCACACCCAAUAACCUUCUCAGGAUAUACCCACCUGAUGGGGUCCUCCAUGACUCCCAGCCAUCCCACCCUCCACUGCAGGAGUUGCGUAGUGAACCCAGCAAGCCUACGGGGGGCCCGGUUUCUCAGAUGGUGCUCCACUUUGAGGACGAAGAUGAAAAUACAGUUGAGGAAAAUCGGGCGGCUGAUGCUUUAGACACUGCAGCUGGCUCUAAUGAGCUCUGUCAAGCAUCUACAGUGUUGGGACCAACAGAGGAGACAGCAUGGGAAACAGAUGACCUUGACGAGCUGCUCGGGGAGUUACCUGUGGAGUCGUAUGAUGGAUUACGUUGAUCGCACAGUCACUUAAAAUAUAAAGUAUAAUUGUAGAACAUGUCUUAUAUUAAUACAUAUUAUGACAAUUACUACUAUUGAACAAACAACACCUACUAACCAAAGAAAUCACUACUUUUGUUUAGGUUUUGUCUAAUCCUUUGUAAAUAUGUACAUAAUUCACUUGUCUCAUGCAUAAAUUGGAAAUAAAUUCCCGAUGAGA